Messenger RNA from Ordospora pajunii, 603 nucleotides. RefSeq lists its product as uncharacterized. The record is from RefSeq and is a predicted model, not a curated record. The transcript has a single exon. NCBI's taxonomy places the organism in Eukaryota, Fungi, Microsporidia, Ordosporidae. The coding region runs from base 1 to 603 and encodes 200 amino acids.
AUGAGGUCGUUGAUGUGUGUGGUAACAGGUUUGUUAUUUUUUGGAUCGAUUGCAGCAGAAGUCACUUAUCAAGGCUUAGCCACUAAUCCAGAUGUGGUGCAGAUAGAAGAGAUAUCAGAAACGUAUCCUUGUAUGGCAGAAUACUUUGAGAAAGAGGCCGCGAGUGCUAAUAAACUGAUUGAACCGAUUACUAAUCUGAUGAAUAAUUCGAAGCAUAAACACCAUUCGAGAGAGCUUAACGAGCUGAUUGAAUGUAUUAGGGCGUAUAGUGAAGCAUCAAGAGAGAUGGCUAAGGUAUCAUCGAAUCCGAAUUCAUCGUUUGAGAAUCGACGGGAUGCGCUUGCAACAAUGAAAAGCUGUACAAUCAGUAUUGAUCAUAUAAUAUCUAAGAUCAACACCGUGGAUAUUGUUAUCAAGCAUUCGCAAGAGAUUUUCAGUAUGUGCGAGGAUGUGCUUAAAUCAAUGCAGAAUCAGGAAUCUGAGGAUGAAAUAAUGGAAAAGAUGGGUCAUUUCCAUAGACGUAUGAAUGUGUUUGCAAAUUCUCCAAUUAUAGAGCUGGUUCGGGUCAAUGGGAAUGACGUAAAGGCCAUAUGUGCAGAAUGA